Messenger RNA from Priapulus caudatus, 2925 nucleotides. Its product is annotated as zinc finger protein 729-like. The coding region runs from base 96 to 2846 and encodes 916 amino acids. Lineage: Eukaryota; Metazoa; Priapulida; Priapulimorpha; Priapulimorphida; Priapulidae. Gene Ontology annotation, molecular function: DNA-binding transcription factor activity; RNA polymerase II cis-regulatory region sequence-specific DNA binding. Gene Ontology annotation, biological process: regulation of transcription by RNA polymerase II. The record is from RefSeq and is a predicted model, not a curated record. The transcript has 2 exons.
AUGGUGAUCUAGCAAACGAGCAACAAAGAACAAAUUAUUCCUUUUCUACACGUCUACAGACGUUAAAAGUGCCUCACAAGUAUACGCAGUGAGGCAUGGCUGACAGUGGCGGAACUUCGUUUGCAUCUGCACUCGGAUCCAUUCCAGAGCCACAGCAGCAACAACAACAACAACAACAACAACAACAACAACAGCAACAACAACAACAACAACAACAACAACAACAACAACAACAACAACAACAGCAGCAACAACAACAACAACACCAACAGCAGCAACAGCAGCGGCAGCAGCAGCCUGCGUACCGAUGCAAGGUGUGCAGCGCCACAUUUUCUCAGCAGGACCUCCUGCAGUCGCACGUGAAGACCACGCACGGCCAGGGCGAGCCGUACCUCUGCCAGAAGUGCGGCAGCGUGACAUUCCACAGGGGCCAAGAUCCGGUGAAGUGCCACAUAUGCGAGAGCAUCGCGUCGUCGAAGACGAACGACGCCGUUGCCGCGCCGACGACCAUCGCCGACGCCGCAAUGACGUCCGCCUCCAGCUCCGGCAACUUCUCAUUCCCGAACUUUUCGAUCAGCUACAGCGGCAUGGAGAGCUCGCAGCUUCCGUACGGCCUCCCGUUCGCGCCGCAGCCCGUGCCGAACGACACGUGCCGGGCGUGGAACACUGUCGAGAUCUUUCAGAUGCGGGAGAAGGUGUACACGUGCGACGAAUGCCGCGCUAGCUUCAGCGCGCUCGACAGUCUCAAGGAGCACCUCGCGACGCACACGGCCGUCAAGCCCUACCAGUAUAAGAUCCGUGAGAAAUCGUUCAGCUGCACCGAGUGCAACGCGAGCUUCAGUCGGCAGGAGAGCCUCAACGAGCACAUGGUGACGCACAUCCCCCCCGUGUCGAAAACCUUUGACGCGUCCGCGGCAGGGCUCGUUGUUAAGACGGAGGGGAACGGCGGCGGGACGACGUUCAGCGAUCAGGAUCGUCUGAAGGAGCUGGCGACGCUCGCCGCGCAGCAGCCGUACCAGCAGCCGCCGCCGCCGCCGCAGGACAAGUCGUACUCGUGCAUCGAGUGCGGAUCUGUGUUCACCGACCAGAUGCUGUUCACGCAGCAUCUCGCGAGCCACGCCGCCGUGAAAUCGUUCUUUGCGCACCAGUACAAGAUCCACAGCUGCACGCUGUGCGGCAUGAGCCUUCCGGACGAGGCGGCGCUCAAACAGCACCUCGCAGCUCACGUCACCGAGAAGCAGCAGGCGACAUACAACCCGUUCGAGGUGUACACGUGCGACAAGUGCCCGUCGAAGUUCGCGACCGAGCACAGCCUGAAGGAGCACAUCCUGUCGGCACACCGCGUCGCCGACACGCGCCCCGAGAGUUCCCCGCUGCGCGACGAUAACUUCAAUUGCGACGAGUGCGGAGUGUCGUUCAACGACGAGGAUAGCCUCAUCGGACACCUCGCGACGCACGCGACGGGCAAGGCGAACGACGGACAGAACAGCGACGACGAGGACAUCGUCUGCACGCAGUGCGGCGAGGGGUUCCGCGAGGAGGAGGACUUCAAGGAGCAUCUGAUCUCGCACGCGGCCGAACGCCGCGCCGCGACGAUGCAGUUCAUCAACCCUCCGAGCAACGUGAGCAACGGGGGGAUGAGCGGCGGCGCGGUGACGAUCCAUCAGCCGGAGCCGCUCAAUGUCAGCUUGCUCAAGUGCAGCAUCUGCAUGGCGACGUUCAACGACGUGACGACGCUGCAGAAACACGAGCUCGCGCACUCGCUCGAAGCGGCCGUGUCCUUCCGAUGCAGCAUCUGCAACACCAAGUGCAUGAGCCAGAAGGAACUCGACGCGCACCUUAUCAGCCACACGAGCAGCAGCCUGUUCCCGUGCGGUCAGUGCGCCGACACGUUCCUCCAGAAGGAGCUGCUUGACCACCACACGGCCAGCGUCCACUACAAGGACUUUGCGAUGAUGGAGCCGCACAGUGACGCACGGCAGAAGCCGCGAAAACGACGCAGCAGCGGCGAGCGGCCCUACGCGUGCAAGCUCUGCGGAGCUUCGUACUCGUACCGCAGCGGGCUCUACGCGCACAAGAAGGUUCAUGCGAAAGAGAACGCUGCCGCUGUCAAGGAAGAAGGGAAGGAGUUCGCCGUCGCGGUGGUGGCGCCGGCGAUGCUCGACGAUCGCGCGCCGACCCUCGGAGACGGCGCGGACAAGUCGAUAUGCGACGUGUGUGGCGAGGUGUGUAGCUGCAAGGAGGAGCUGGAGCAUCACAAGAGCACGCACGCCGUCGGCAAGGUGAAGCUCUACCGCUGCGACGCGUGCGGCAACGCCUUCCGCCAACUCGCAGACCUACAGAAUCACAAGCGAGCAAAGCACGAACCGGACGGUGGCGCCGCCGCUGCUGCCGCCGCCGCCGCCGCCGCCGCCGCAGCCGCCGACCAGCUGUUCAAGUGCGAUAUCUGUCGCGCGACGUUCAUGAACAACAACGGGCUUUCGCAGCACAUGCGCUCGCACGACGGCGACCGCCCGUACAAGUGCCAGCAGUGCACUGCGUCGUUCAACAGCAAGGCGGGCCUCGCGCGACACAUCCGCACGCACACGGGCGAAAAGCCGUACCGCUGCGAGGAAUGCAGCAGCACGUUCUCCGACCGCAAUGGGCUCAUCUCGCACGCGCGCAUACACACGGGCGAGAAGCCAUUCAAGUGCGAGAUCUGCGCAACGACGUUUCGAGCGUCAUACACGCUCAAGUGUCACAAGCGCACGCACACCGGUGAGAAGCCGUACCGCUGCUCGGAGUGCACCGCCGCCUUCACGCAGCCGCACAGUCUGAAGACGCACAUCAAGACGCAGCACAGCUAGUCCCAAGUCCACGACGGCGUGCGCGGUGUGUGCGAUAGCGCGCGUGCGCAGGAACCCGCGCGUGCGUGCGCAGGAACGU